Molecule: messenger RNA, 754 nt
Organism: Panonychus citri (citrus red mite)
Lineage: Eukaryota; Metazoa; Arthropoda; Arachnida; Trombidiformes; Tetranychidae
Exons: 5
Coding region: 95-688 (197 amino acids)
Source: RefSeq, a predicted model, not a curated record
CAGUUGAAACAUUAAUUAAUAUCAUUGUGAAAAAAGUAUUUCAUCAGUUUACUAAUUGUUAAGUUAAUUUCAACACUCAACAAUCUAAUUAAAAAUGAAAUCAGCUUUGUCAUUCGUUGUUUGUGUUUCCCUGAUUGUUGCCACUUCAGCAGCUUCAAUACUCAAGGACGAAACUUGUCCAACACCAACUAUUCCUAAAGGAAUCAGCGAUUGGGACUUUAGUUAUUUCACCAAAAACUGGUAUGAAAUCGGACGAACUCAUGAAACUACCCCAAGAACCGUUUACAACACAAUCUCAAUUGGUCACUUGUACAAAGGAAAAGUUAGUGUUACUUUUUCAGGAGAUUCUCGAGAAAUAGGAACACAAUCUCUUUGGGACAAAUUGGUCAACUUUGUCGUCGGUAAUUUUAAUGGUAAAUCAUAUUACGAUCUAGAAGAUGAACCUUAUUCGUUCAAUGUAACUACUCCAGAGGGUAAACAAGGUAUUUUCUGGAUGCCUUAUUAUUCAGACUCUGAUCGAUCAGCUGUUCUUGCAACAUGUGUUCAAAAUGAUGAUAAAACUACUGAAAUCAAAGCUUGGUAUGUUUCAAUGGAAAAACGAUCGGCUUUCCCAGCAGAGGUUGUAAACUUGGUUACUGAAUUAACUGGACGAAGUUUGAUCAAAACUUGCCAAGGAGAUUUCUGUUAAUUUUUAAUUAGCAAAUUUUAUACUCAAUCUUGAAAGCAUUAAAGAUUAUCAAUUUUUUCUGAGAAA